Messenger RNA from Nicotiana tabacum (common tobacco), 564 nucleotides. The record is from RefSeq and is a predicted model, not a curated record. NCBI's taxonomy places the organism in Eukaryota, Viridiplantae, Streptophyta, Magnoliopsida, Solanales, Solanaceae.
AUGACUAUUAAGUUGGUGGUUCGAGAGUAUACCUUAAAUGUCGUUAGCGCCUAUGCGCCGCAUGCGGGCCGAAAUGAGGAGGUUAAACGGCAUUUCUGGGAGGGUUUAGAUGAAAUUGUGCGCCAUGUUCCUCCUGCUGAGAAGCUACAUGGUCAUAUUGGGUUGAUCUCUGGUGGUUAUGGCGGAGUGCAUAGAGGCUUCAGUUCUGGGGAGAGGAACAGAGGAGGUACCUCGCUGUUGGACUUCGCUAAGGUUUUUAGGUUGGUGAUUGCAAACUCUAGCUUUCCAAAGAGGGAGGAGCAUUUGGUUACUUUUCAAAAUGUGAUGGCGAAGUCUCAGAUUGAUUAUCUCCUCCUUAGGAGGUCAAGGCUGUGUAAGGAUUGCAAGAAACUCCUGAAUGAAGAAGGGGAACGGGAUAUUGCGCUAGGCAAAUUGGAGCAUUCCGAGAGUCACCGUGACUCUAGGUACUGUAGGCGUAUCAAGGUUGAGGAGUUCGUGAGAGCUAUGCAUAAGAUGAGUAGGGGUAGAGCGAUCGGACCAGACGAGAUUUCGGUGGAAUUUUAG